Messenger RNA from Penicilliopsis zonata CBS 506.65, 1434 nucleotides. RefSeq lists its product as hypothetical. The record is from RefSeq and is a predicted model, not a curated record. Gene Ontology annotation, cellular component: ESCRT III complex; cytoplasmic side of plasma membrane; multivesicular body. Gene Ontology annotation, biological process: late endosome to vacuole transport via multivesicular body sorting pathway; vesicle budding from membrane. Bases 1 to 1434 code for a protein of 477 amino acids. Lineage: Eukaryota; Fungi; Ascomycota; Eurotiomycetes; Eurotiales; Aspergillaceae. The transcript has 5 exons.
AUGAGCGACCUCAUUGACUACAUCCUCAAGCAUGAGGAUGCGUUUCGAAGGAACCGUUUACCCUCACUCUAUUCGGAUUUCGCAUUGCAAAAGACCACAAAUCCAGAUGGAUACGCCAUCAACAUUGCUGCGUGGGAGCGAGCGAUCAGUUGCGCAGCGAGGAAGGGACUCAUUGCUAGCGACCGGAAAGGAGAUCACUUAGUUCUGAGAACAAGUGAUGCGCUGCUACGACAGUUGGAGUUGCCUGAUUUGGGUCGACCGGUUGCUCUGGGCGCUGUUUUCGAAGAAGCCAUUCGGAACCAGGCAAUGGUACCGCUGCAGGCGUAUAGAGCGAGUGCGACGAGUUUACACAAGAAACAGUGGUCGGUCUUGGAUACCUCGGCGUUAAGUCCCUGGAGUAUCAUGAGUUGGGGGGCUAGACAGUUGAAAGGAAUCGUUUUAGGUGCUGACAGUCUUGAGGCAUCACCUCGAUUGCAGACGCAAGACCUGGUUAUUGUUGAGAACCUUCAGGAAGCAGCAAGCAAGAUUACGAAAGAAGCUUUAAGCCGGAGCUCUUCAAAGAUUGAUUUGAUCUACUCAAAGGAAGGAUUCAUAAAUGAGUUCAAAUCGAUACUGGAUGGAGAAAGCUCUCUAUCUGAUCUUGAUUUUGAUGUCCUGCUUCUCUACCUAUCCCGUGACACCGGUGCUAUCGCUUAUGACGGCAAGACCAUCAAAUUCAUGUCCUCGGAUGAUACCCGCACACAAAUUACCCAGCAGGAUACAACUAUCGCAAGUAUAAGAACGCUCAUAUCAACCAUGUCGAAACAAGUCGGAGAACUCGAGGCCAAGAUCGAAGGGCUUACCACAGCCGCGAAAGCCGCACUUAACAGCAAGAAUCGCAUAUCGGCUCUGUCCUCAUUGCGCUCGAAGAAGCUUAUAGAACAUAAUCUGAAACAAAGAUUGGAUACACUCGCGCAAUUGGAAGAGGUAUAUACCAAAAUCGAGCAGGCUGCCGAUCAAGUCGAGGUCAUGAAGGUCAUGGAGGCCAGUACCGGCGUUCUCCGCGGGCUCCAUAGCCAACUUGGCGGCAUUGAGCGUGUUGAAGACGUGGUUGAGGAGCUGCGAGAAGAGAUGAUGAAGGUAGACGAAGUCGGAAGUAUCCUCAAUGAGGCUGGACCCAUUAUUGACGAGGGAGAAAUCGACGAAGAGCUGGAAGCGCUGGAGAAGAGAGAGACGGAGGCGAUCGAAGAGGCAAAGGCGCAAGAAACCCGGAAGAGACUUGCGGAACUUGACAGCGAUCUUCUCCGACCAGCCACCAAGGAAGCUGCUAAGAAAGCAGCGACAGAACAAAGCACAGAUGCCGCAUUGGCAGAGAGCAUUGAUCGACUCUCCCAGAUGUCUGUUGAAGACGCCUCAGAAGAAGGAAAUGGAACGGUCCCUUUGCCGGCCAAAUAG